AUGGCGGGUCUUUCUGGUUUGCCGAUACCAAGCAUGGACUGGCAUUCGCCUGAUGCAGCUCAAGCAUUUAAGAAAUUCAAACCCGAUGUCAGUUAUACUUCAAUGGUCCGUUAAAAGAAAAAAAAUUUCAAGGCAUGUGGUAAGGAAAAUCAUUGGAAAAGAGUGUGUCGUUCGAAGGUAACGAAGAAGAACCCCUUCCGAAAUAAAGACAACAGGCUUAAAAGUCAAGAUAAGCCGAGAAACAAACAAAAGCAGAUUGAUGCCAUCCAGACUGAGAUUGCAGAUUCCAGUGGCUCCCCAGCAACGCCAGUGGUGGAUCAGUUGUAUUUUUAUAGCUUAUCGAUUAAUCAGAUGUCAAAGAGCAACACCCAAGCACUCGUCCAAGUACAGGUGAACACAUCUCAAGAUGCCAAGCCUUUGUGGUGCAAAGUGGAUACCGGUGCAGAAGGUAAUGUCAUUUCUGUAGAAACAUAUAAGAAGCUGCAUCCAACAGUAUCAUGUAAUGCCAAAGGUGUACCCGUGGUGUACCCGUGGUGGAACAGCCUACAGAUUGGGUCAACUCAUUGGUUUGCGUCACAAAGAGUAAUGGCAAUCUACGACUGCGUUUGGACCCAAAGGAUUUGAAUCGUGCAAUUAAGCGCCCUCGCCAUUUUACUCCGACCUUGGACGAUGUUCUCUCUAAGUUGAAUGGUGCAACGUGUUUUUCUAUUAUCGACGCACGCAGUGGUUAUCGAAACAUUAUAUUGGACCAACAAAGUUCACUCUACACAACCUUUAACUCGCCCUGUGGAAGAUAUAGAUUUCUUCGCUUGCCAAUUGGGUUGGUAUGCGCACAAGAUAUCUUCCAACGAAAGGUCGACGAAACCUUUAGUGGUUUAGCUGGUGUGACCGGAAUCGCUGACGACAUCAUAGUGUAUGGUUACAAGAGCGACCAUAGUGAUCAUGAUGAGAACCUGCAUGCAGUCAUGCAGCGUGCCCGUGAAACUGGCCUGAAGUUCAACAUAGAGAAAUGCCAAAUUAGAUGCGAAUCUAUACCUUUCUUUGGUCAUGUUGUUGGUGCAGAUGGUCUUCGGCCUGACCAGAAGAAAGUUGAGGCUAUUCGUUCCAUGGAUCCGUCAAACAAUGUUGCUGACCUUCGAACAUUUCUUGGUAUGGUGCAAUUCCUGAGUCGCUUCGUACCAGAUUUGGCGACAUUGGCAGCAGACCUAUGGGCACUAACGAAGACCACCAGUGAAUUUGUUUUGAGUCCUGAGCACGAUAUCGCGGUGGAUAGGAUCAAGAAAGCAAUCACCUCUCCAAAGUCCCUGCAAUACUUCAAUAGCUCAGAGCCUGUUACAAUUCAAGUGGAUGCAUCGCAGAGCGGUAUUGGAGCCGUCCUCCUCCAGGACAAAGGUCCAGUAGUGUUUGACAUGCUUCUAACAAGCAUGCUUCUAACAGAGACUGAGACUCGAUACUCUAAUAUUGAACGAGAAAUGAUUGCUGUUCUUUUUGGUCUCGAGAAGUUUCACUAUUAUGUAUAUGGCAGACCUGUUGUUAUUCAUACCGAUCACAACCCCCUGGAGGCUAUAUUUAAGAAGCAUCUUGCUAACGCACCGCCUCGCAUUUCACGAAUGAUGCUUAUAAUCCAGAAGUAUGAUGUGCAAAUUAAGUAUGUACCUGGUAAGGACGUACCAGUAGCUGAUGCCCUAUCAAGAAUAAGUUCUUGUCGUGGUGAUACUCUUCCUGGUCUGGAUGUGACCGUCCACGAAGUCCUCCUAUGUCUCAAUGUUAGUCCUACGAGAGUACCCCAGAUCCAGGAAAAAACCAUGAAGGACACAACCUUGAGCGUUCUGUGCAAGAUUAUCUCAGAAGGAUGGCCAGAGAAAAGAUCAGAAUGUCCAGCAUACCUCCAUCCAUACUGGAACUAUCGGGACGAGUUGACUGUAUCAAAUGGUCUGAUAUUGAAAGGCUCACGUAUCGUAAUUCCAAGGUCUAGAGGUAUUGCAAAAACUACAUUAUGCUAA
This is a messenger RNA of Paramuricea clavata, 2003 nucleotides long. Lineage: Eukaryota; Metazoa; Cnidaria; Anthozoa; Malacalcyonacea; Plexauridae. The record is from the annotation of a GenBank genome assembly.